Molecule: messenger RNA, 1361 nt
Organism: Racocetra persica
Lineage: Eukaryota; Fungi; Glomeromycota; Glomeromycetes; Diversisporales; Gigasporaceae
Source: the annotation of a GenBank genome assembly
AUGGAAGUGCAGCCAGACGAUUGGAUCGACGAAGAAUUCAGCAAUAAAAAAAAGAAUAAAAAACAAGAAAUUGCCGAUAACCCUAUUGAAUCUGACAAGCCUGUUGAAGAGAGUGAGGGAAAUGUAGCAGCUGAGACUGUAUCUACCGAAGAUUCCAACCCGCCAGCAUCAGAGAUACCACAGGCUCCACCGGAAGCCGCGAAUGAUGAUUCAAAAAAGGAUAAAAAGAAAAAAAAAAAUAAAUCAACAAAAGAGGAAGAAAAAAAGGCUCCAGCAAAAAAGAAACCACCAAUUGCGGCUAUUCGUGCACAACUAGAGGCUCAGCGUAUCGCUGAAGAAGAAAGAAAACGGCAAGAAGAGGAAGAACAAAAGCGAAUUGAAGAGGAACGAAGGCGUAAAGAAGAAGAAGAAAAACAGAAGGAAUUAGCCAAGCAGAGAAAGAAAGACAAGGAAAAGGAAAAGAAAGAACGGCUUAAAAAGGAGGGUAAAUAUUUAAACCCUGCUCAAAAGGCAAAGAUGCAGCAAGCCCAAAAGCGGUUGCAACAGAUGAUAGACUCUGGGUAUAAGAUAGAGGGUCUUGAUAAGGAUGGUGAACAAAAAACAAAAAAAGUUGUUUACUCUAAUAAGAAGAAGCCCCCAACAAAACAAACUUCUGAUAAAACCGAAGUGGAUGAUGCCUCAGAGUCAAAAGUGGGCAAUAAUUCAGUAUCUUUAGAAAAUAUAGAUGAAAAAAAAAUUGACGCUAAUAAAGACACAAAAGAAGAAGACGAGGAAAUAGAAAACAAUAAAUCCAUCGAAAUAAAAGACAAUAUCAAAGAUCAAUGGGAUGCGUCAUCAUCAGAUGAAGAAGAUGAUGUGUUAUCAGAUGAUGAAAAGAUCUCAACAAAUGAUGUUGAAACCCCACCGACGGCUCCUAUAAAAGCUGAUACGGCCAAAAAGCAGGAGCUUCCUACAAAAGCUGAUACAGCCAAAAAACAUGAACCUCCUACAAAAGUUGAUACGGCCAAAAAGCAGGAACCUUCUACAAAAGCAGAUACGGCCAAAAAGCAGGAACCUCCUACAAAAGCCGGUGCGGCCAAAAAGCAGGAGCCGGUUAAAGAUGCAAAGUCAAAAGAUGAAUCUGAGAGUGAGGAAGAUGAGUCUGAAUCGGAGGGUAUUGAUGAGGAUAGCGAUGAAGAAUCUGACAAUGAAAAAGUUACAGAGCGCCAAAAACAAAGGAACCAAAGAAAGGCUGAGGCUGCGGAACGUCGAAAGGCAAUUUUCGAAAUUAUUAAACGAUAUGAGGAGGCACUUGCCAAUAGAUCUAAAGACGAUUUGAGAUCACCAAUCUGCUGCAUUUUAGGACAUGUCGAUACAGAUAU